AUGCACACACUGCUGGUUACCACAAACAUUUUUGCCUUGUGUAUACUCUCUGUAUUUUGUUCUGUUGUGUUAUUCGUCUUGUGGACUAGUGCCACAUCUCGUACCGUCAACUCCCUUCCGCAAGAACUGUUGCUUGGGUUGGGAAAUGUGGACGAUAUAUUGACGGCCAUCACGCUCAAAGACUCACUGAGGAACAUGAAUAUGGCAAACAUCAUCUGUUUUGCUCUGCUGAUACUUUUGGUUAUAUUGUUAAGCCUCGUGGAAGGCGUACUGAUCCGUAUGAAGUCAGAUCUUGAAGAGUGCGCCAAGCUGCCACCAGUAACGCUGGUGCAACACAUGAACAAUAGCUAUAGAGCUGGUUUGGAAAAUAGUGGAUUGGCUUAUAGGGAAGAUGCCAAAGGUUGA
Messenger RNA from Trypanosoma brucei brucei TREU927, 405 nucleotides. RefSeq lists its product as hypothetical. The record is from RefSeq and is a predicted model, not a curated record. Bases 1 to 405 code for a protein of 134 amino acids. NCBI's taxonomy places the organism in Eukaryota, Euglenozoa, Kinetoplastea, Trypanosomatida, Trypanosomatidae. The transcript has a single exon.